This is a messenger RNA of Cydia pomonella (codling moth), 1201 nucleotides long. RefSeq names its product carboxypeptidase N subunit 2-like. The record is from RefSeq and is a predicted model, not a curated record. NCBI's taxonomy places the organism in Eukaryota, Metazoa, Arthropoda, Insecta, Lepidoptera, Tortricidae. The transcript is spliced from 2 exons. The coding region runs from base 169 to 1173 and encodes 334 amino acids. Gene Ontology annotation, molecular function: protein binding. Gene Ontology annotation, cellular component: plasma membrane.
GAGGGUUAGUAAAAGAACUACUUACGUAAAGUAUGGUUUGUCUAUUCUAUUGUAAUGAUAACCUCUUAUCAUUUGACAGUGACCUGAUGUUUUUGUUAAAAUUCGGAAUGUUAUUGCAAGUGUCAGGGGCAACGCGAACCUGUCUUGGCAGUUUGUGUCUGCGCUUGGAUGAUUAUGGGUGUCGUGAGAAAUGCAAGUUUAGCGUUCGCAACGCUUCUUCUAGCCGCUGCACUCUUACCAUCCUUCGCCGAUGAGGUCACGUGGGAGAAAUGCAAGAGUACGGACGUCCUCAGCUCCCGUGCUUCCAAGGCGCGCUCCAUGAAGACCUACGGUUGGGACCUUAAGGCCACCAGCCUUUAUUUAUCCCAUUGCAAUAUACUUCACCUGGACGACGUCUUCAGCGGCCUUCCCAAAGUUAAAACCAUCGUUUUAAGCAACAACAAUCUACAAUUCGUCAACCCAGGUGUUUUCAUAAAAGUAUCCGGGCUAUCUGAACUAGAUUUGUCAUUUAAUAGACUUAGCACAGUUCCUGUUUUUGGUCAACAUGGUCUUUUUGAAAGCAUGAAGAAACUAUCAGUUAAUUAUAAUAGAAUAUCUUUACUACUUAAUUUGAAAACCUUCUCAUCCAUGCAGCAAUUGGAAGAGCUAAACUUGGAUAACAACGUUAUACGUCAUAUAGACGCUGAUAUAUUCAAACCUUUGGUCAAUUUGAAAACAAUAAAUCUGGCUUCUAACAAAAUAUCGUUUAUUCCUGAAGGGAUGUUUCAAAUACAGACUUUACAGAAUAUUUAUUUGAACGAUAAUGCAAUCGGUUAUGUAUCACCGAACGCUUUUGAAAGCAAGGUAAAGUCUUUGGAUUUGUCCGCUAACCGACUUGCAUAUCUGCCAAAGGACUGUGUAUCAAAACUGACUAGCGAUGGAUCCAGAUUGAUCAAUCUCGAACUAGCUUCAAAUCCUUGGCAGUGCGCGUGUCUGUUGGAACUGCUCCAUGAUGUGAAGAAGCUUGGCGUGUGUGACGAAUACUACAAAUACGUGUUUGAUGGAGAAAAACCUUUGUGUCUUGCUCAUGAGCAGACGGAGUGCAGCAGACCUAGCGAUGAUGAAGUGUUGCUGUCUGUGGAACUAGCCAACGAUUAUAUAACUCAUACGAAACCCUAUCCAGUUUGUGCGUAAAUGUGCCUUUAAUAAAUUUUAAACCGAA